AUGAACAACCUCAUCACCAACCUCAUCAUCAACCUCACCAACAACCUCAUCAUCAACCUCACCAACAACCUCAUCAUCAGCCUCAUCACCAACCUCAUCACCAAGUUCAUCAACCUCACCAACAACCUCAUCACCAACCUCAUCAACCUAAUCAACAACCUCAUCACCAACAACCUCAUCAACCUCAUCACCAACCACAUAAACCUCACCAACAAACUCAUCAACCUAAUCAACAACCUCAUCAACCUCAUCACCAACCACAUAAACCUCACCAACAACCUCAUCAUCAACCUAAUCAACAACCACAUAAACCUCACCAACAACCUCAUCACCAACAACCUCAUCAACCUAAUCAACAACCACAUAAACCUCACCAACAACCUCAUCACCAACAACCUCAUCAACCUAAUCACCAACCACAUAAACCUCACCAACAAACUCAUCAACCUAAUCAACAACCUCAUCACCAACAACCUCAUCAACCUCAUCACCAACCACAUAAACCUCACCAACAACCUCAUCAUCAACCUAAUCAACAACCACAUAAACCUCACCAACAACCUCAUCACCAACAACCUCAUCAACCUAAUCAACAACCACAUAAACCUCACCAACAACCUCAUCACCAACAACCUCAUCAACCUAAUCAACAACCACAUAAACCUCACCAACAACCUCAUCACCAACAACCUCAUCAACCUAAUCAACAACCACAUAAACCUCACCAACAACCUCAUCACCAACAACCACAUCAACCUAAUCAACAACCACAUAAACCUCACCAACAACCUCAUCACCAACAACCUCAUCAACCUAAUCAACAACCACAUAAACCUCACCAACAACCUCAUCACCAACAACCUCAUCAACCUAAUCAACAACCACAUAAACCUCACCAACAACCUCAUCAUCAACCUCAUCAUAAAUCUCAUCAUCAACCUCAUCAAGGCAGGAGAUGAGAAGAUGGCCGCCAUCCUGCCAGCGGCGCUGCAGGGACGGAGGCGGAAGAGACGCAGCAGUUCUCUGGAUAACAUCUCAUCUGAAUGCAAGUCCUACUCCCUAAAAUAG
Lampris incognitus (smalleye Pacific opah) is the source of this 1068-nucleotide messenger RNA. Its product is annotated as homeobox protein 3-like. The record is from RefSeq and is a predicted model, not a curated record. The transcript is spliced from 3 exons. NCBI's taxonomy places the organism in Eukaryota, Metazoa, Chordata, Actinopteri, Lampriformes, Lampridae. The coding region runs from base 1 to 1068 and encodes 355 amino acids.